Molecule: messenger RNA, 4430 nt
Organism: Camelus dromedarius (Arabian camel)
Lineage: Eukaryota; Metazoa; Chordata; Mammalia; Artiodactyla; Camelidae
Gene: VWA3B
Product: von Willebrand factor A domain containing 3B
Source: RefSeq, a predicted model, not a curated record
GGAGCCGCGCCGUGAUUGGCGGCCUCCGAGCAACCGCGACGACGCCAUGGUCAACAGGUCGCGCUCGGGUCACAGAGAUAUCGAAUCGCUGGAAUCUUUUCGCGCCAAGCGUGACCCUUCGCCCGCGGGAAUCGCUUCGCUGCUUUAGCAACCAACAGGAUGCGUACCUCGCCCGUCCUCUCGGGCCCCACGGCCCCUAGAGGAUGGGACGGUGGCCGCUGAACAGGAACCGCCUUGCCUUUCAUCUGACAGGAGGUCCCUGUGACUUGGAUCCUCAUUCAGAGAUGGAGAUACCAGGUUCAUCUUCUACCAUCUCUGAGCAGCAGCAGCGGGAGAGGCGAGAGGGUCUGAGCGACACCAGAAAAGACCUGGCCAAGCAGAGUCUCAUCUCAUCCGAGGAAUGGCUUCAACUGCACGGGCUUAAGAGCAACAAAUUGACCUUGAAACAGGUUUUGUCGCAGAUUGGAUUCCCACAUUGUGAAGAAUAUGUGACUUCUCUGGGGAGACCUGUGGCUUCCCGGUACGCCGAUGGCUUGUUUCCUCGGACCUGCAGAACAGAAGAUGGAAGGGUAUAUAAUUUGACAGCCAAAUCAGAACUACUCCAUCAGUUUGUGGAACAUUUAACACAAGCUGUGGAGAGGUACAAGCAGCGGAUGGACUGGCUCACCAGCGAAAGCCGGCAGAUUUUUGGUGUCAUCUUGGAACAGUGCAUCGCCAUAGUGCUGGAUUUUGGCAACAUGCUGGAGGAGGAACUUAAUCUGUGCCGAGAUGCUCUAAUCAUGGUCCUCCAGGAGCAGGUGGCUCACAUAGCCAAGUUCAAUAUCAUAUGGGUUUCUCAAGAGCCUGUGAAAUGGCAGGAAAAUGCUGUUCCUGUGACGGAACAAUCCCUAGCUGCUGCCAUCAGCUGGAUUGAGAAGCUGCCUUUUGCUCUGGCCGUGAGCCAGACUAGCCACCUGGACGCUUUGCUCGAGGCUGGGAAAGACGAAAGCAUUGAAUCCAUUUACUACUUUGUGGUGGGGGACAUUCCAGAGGAAUCCAAGGAGCUUCUCCUUCAGAGGGCUUUGGAGACUCCACAUCCUGUCUGCACAGUGUCCUUCAAUGCCAGAGGAGAGGGCACAAUAGCUUUCUUAAAGGACCUGAGUGCCAAGACCCGCAGCAGAUUCCACGCAUUUGCAGAGAGAACAGAGUGUGUAGAAUUUCCUGCAUCCCCCGCUAAGGAUGGUGACAGUGCAAUUACUUGGAAUUCAAGAAAACUGAAAGGAAAACUCCCUCCUGGAGCUGGGGUCAGAGAGGAUGUGUUUCUCAUCUGGAGGGAGAUGGAGGAGGCCAGUAGCACGCUGGCCCAGAUCCAGAGGCUGGUGGCUGAGCCUCCCAAGACCGACAUGGCCACAGCAGACCGUGGAGCAACCUCUGUUGAAAAUGAGUCAAAUCCAGAGGACACCUGGGACUCUGAGAAGUGGCUACAGAAAUAUGGUUUGAAAGCCCAGAAGCUGUCAUUUUAUGAUGUCAUCGCUGACUGCGCCUUCCGCCAUGCUGAUGGAGUUGUUGAUAUAAAAGCCAAACCAGAGGACGAGUCCCUGCAGACCAGUGCGGAGACCAACAAGAAGACAGUCCAUGCGAAAUACUGCAGCAGAUUUGUCCACGCUCCCUGGAAGGAUGGGAGCUUGGUCCACGUCUGCAUUACCAAGGAGAAGUGCAUGUGGUACAGUGAGAGAAUUCACGUGGUCCUGGCCCGGAUCCAGAGGAGAAUUAAGUGGCUACAGGAUGGCAGUCAACUCCUCUUUGGAAAAGUGCGUAGUGAUUGUGUCUACAUCCUCAUCGACACGUCUCACUCCAUGAAGGCAAAACUGGAGCUGGUGAAGGACAAGAUCAUCCAGCUCAUCCAGGAACAGCUGAAAUAUAAAAGGAAAUUUAAUUUUGUGCAGUUUGAUGCUCAAGCCAUUGCUUGGCGGGAAAAACUUGUUGAAAUCAAUGAGGAUACUUUGAAAGGGGCCCAGGCCUGGGUUAGAGACAUGAAGAUUGGAAGUUCCACAAACACCCUGAAUGCCCUGCAGAUUGCUUUUGCUGAUAAAGAAACACAAGUAAUCUACCUUUUGACAGAUGGGAGACCUGAUCAGCCACCUGAAAUGGUUUUAGAUCAAGUCAAAGUUUUUCAGAAAAUUCCAAUUUAUACCAUCUCCUUCUGUUACAAUGAUGAGAUUGCAAAUGGGUUUUUGAAAGAGCUUGCAUCUUUGACUGGAGGAGAGUUCCAUUCUUAUCAUUUUGGCUGCAAGGAUCCCUGUCCACCAGAGGCUGUUCAGAAUGAAGACCUGACUCUUUUAAUUAAGGAAAUGGAGCAGGGAUGUAGUGACCUGGAGAAGGUACAAGACCUUUACUCAGAGUCCUUGGUCAUGGACUGGUGGUACAACGGCGAAAAGGAUGGAGACAGGCAUCAAAAAGAAAUCUUUUCUAUGGCUUCAACCCCAGAAAAAUGUGCAAAACCUCAUUCUGAUGUCGAAUCAACACGAAUGUCAUCCCCAAAUAUGUCGAAAGUAAUAGAGGACCUUUCAAGUCAAAAGAUUCAGAAAAAGAAAGUUCUCCAUGCAGAACCAACCAAAACCAGCCUGCUCAGAAGUCAGAUGUCUGCCCUUAGGAGCUCAGCUUGCAGUGGGAGGAAGGAUGGCCCAUCUGAUGCCGGCAGGAACAUGCCAAGUGACAAAGAAAUGGGCCUCCUGCUGACAGAUGAGUUUCCCGAUGACAAGACAUUAGAGAGAUUGACCCGAGAAGGAAGCCAAGUUUCUGACCAAGAUUCUUCAGAGAUGUCUUCAGCAGACUGGCUCAAGACCCAUGGCUUGGCUGCCAAGAAGCUCACCAUCAUGGAUGCUUUGUCAGUGACAGCGGUCCCUCACAACCCCACCUACGUCCCCAUCCUCGACAAGCAUGUCGUUUCCAAGGUCUUUGAUGAGGUCUUUCCUCUGGCACAUGUGUGCAAUGACACAAAUAAGAUGACUUUAAUUAACCCCCAAGGAGUGAAGCUGGAUAUCUACAAGCAAAAAGUGGAGCAGGCAAUUAAGUCCUAUGAAAAGCGCUUGAAUAAAAUUGUUUGGAGAGCAUUAUCUCAAGAAGAAAAAGAAAAGUUAGAUGCAAACAAACCAAUGCGGUACUUGGAAAACAAGGCAACUUUAAACGAGGCGUUAGAACGGUUGAAUUGGCCCAUUUCAUUGAAGGAGCUGUCAGUGCUAGAGAAUGAAAUCCUAGCCGGGAAAAUGUAUGUGCAGCAGGCCAUGGAGCUCCAGGAGGCUGCCAAGAAGGAGAAUCACCAACAGAAAAGUCAAGGAACUCCAACAAAGAAAAUCAAAUCCAAAAAACUGGAUCCACUCAAAGGCCAGAAGGUGAUUGCAAGAUGUGAUGAAAAUGGCUUUUAUUUUCCAGGAGUUGUGAAGAAGUGUGUGAGCCCCACCCAUGCGCUCGUGGGCUUUCGGUAUGGAGACACCAAGGUCGUGCCCAUCUCAUUCAUCACACCUGUAGGGGGCGCCAUGCCCUGCCCGCUGCUCCAGGUUGGAGAUUACGUGUUUGCCAAAAUUGUGGUACCCAAAGGAUUUGACUUUUAUGUCCCCUCCAUUGUCAUAGCCCUUCCAAACCAGGAUGCAGCUGAAGAUAAAUUCUACACAGUUUUAAAGUGUAACAACCGGAGAGAAUUUUGCCCUCGGAGUGCACUUAUCAAGAUCAGCCAAAACAAAUAUGCUCUCUCUUGCUCUCAUAUAAAAUCACCUCCAAUUCUGGAAGAUUCAAAAGUGGAAGACAUGGACAUGAGAAACUCUACUUUACCAGUAUGGCCAAUCCAAGAAGCUGACACUGGGGAUUCACAAGCACUAAAACAGGAGAACUCUAGAAGGAAGAAAAAGAAAGCUGCCAAGAGGCUGCCUCUCCAGGAGAUGGCAUCCUCGGACUCAGACGACUCUUCCCGUGGCAACAGGUCCCGAGAGUCCUGCCCCAAGAGACACGGCAAGCCCAAGGUGGGAGGGGGACGACAUCGUUUUCUCCGGAACACCCUGAGACCUCUCCCAGGGAUAGUGCACAUGCGGUCACUGCCCAGGUUCUGGGCCAGUUUAGGCCACACCACAGCAAAAACUCUAACACCCUUAAGUAACGCUGACAUCCACUUCCCAGAGAAGGUCCUCGGCCCUGGGGUCUAGGAGUCAACCAGCUACACCAUCGCUGCCACGCCUCCACCUGGAGCAGUCCCACCCUGCCCUUGUAAAGCAGCAAAGGGCUGAGGAGCAUCGCUGGGAAAGCUUAAAGCAGCUGGUGGCAACCAUGUAGGAGAGAGCCAGUGUCCCUCCAGGGCUGCCUCAGCCACCGGACACUGUGGGACUAGCCCCCCUGCUGAGUCUGUUGUAGGUCCCUCUAAUCGAGCGUGGAAGCAGAAUAAAAGCUCUUACACUGGGAAC